Messenger RNA from Aspergillus pseudonomiae, 2079 nucleotides. RefSeq names its product Zn(II)2Cys6 transcription factor. Gene Ontology annotation, molecular function: DNA binding; DNA-binding transcription factor activity, RNA polymerase II-specific; zinc ion binding. Gene Ontology annotation, biological process: DNA-templated transcription; regulation of DNA-templated transcription. The record is from RefSeq and is a predicted model, not a curated record. Lineage: Eukaryota; Fungi; Ascomycota; Eurotiomycetes; Eurotiales; Aspergillaceae. The transcript has 7 exons. Bases 1 to 2079 code for a protein of 692 amino acids.
AUGGCAUCUACGAACCAAACUCCUCGAACCCGCCGCCACAGGUCUACCGUCGCCUGCCAGGCUUGUCGCCAACGCAAAGUACGAUGCAGUUUGACCGUCACCGGUGUGCCUUGUGCCGGAUGUACCCAGGAUGCCAUCGAGUGUAUCGUGAACACAAAGCAAGGAAAAGGUACUCAGCAGACCGACCGCUUAGGACCUCGCCGUCGCCGGCAGGGUCAUGCUAGGGCAAUUGACUCACACAUCGCUACCUCCACGGCCUCCGCGAACCCUGCCCCGUGUCCGAUUGAUGAGCGUAGACCUCCAAGCCUUCCCCCCUGCGACACCCAAGCGGAAAAUACCACGCGGACCGCCAACAGGAGCCCUUCGGACUUCGAAGUGCAUAAUAUGGCAGACGAAGAGCGCAAUGCACUUGAAAUAGCAUCAGCGGCGCUCGGCCAACCGGACAGUGUGGGGGAAAUCCACUUCUAUACGGGUGAACAGACUGGGCCCACGUCAGCCCUGAACAUUUGCUCAUCCAAUGACUCAUUGCCGAAGCAUUUUCUCAUACCAUUGCACCGCACGCACCUGUCUGACGAGGACCACGACUUCCUACGUAGAAAGGGCGUGUUUACCCUCCCGGGCAAACGUGCUUGCGAUAGUAUGAUCGAGGCAUACCUUAUCCAUGUACAUCCGAUCCUCCCGGUGAUUGAAGCCGAUGUGCUGGUGGAGCAUCACCGGGCUGGACAGCUUCAGGACUAUAACCUGUUGCUCCUGUGGAGUGUCUUCUUUGUCGCUGUCAAUUUUAUCCCAGCAACCAUAUACGAGGAAGAAGGUUUUACCUCUAGACGGACCAUGAAGUUUAUGAUGUACUCUCGAGCGAAGUGCUUGUACAACAAUGGAAACGAAAGGAACAAAAUUGUGCUAUUGCAGUCGUCACUCUUGAUGGGAUUUUGGCACUCGGACAUGGAUGAACAUGCACAACCGUGGUAUUGGACAGGCAUUGCGAUAAACCUGGGUCAGAUCCUUGGCCUGCAUCGCGAUCCGGGUGCCUCAAAUAAUACGCCAUCCAUUACCGACCGACAGCGAUCUUUUUGGUGUCGGCUUUGGUGGAGCUGCUUUUUCCGGGAUCGCUGGCUCGGUCUAACGUUGGGGAGGCCCCUGCGGGUCAAUCUGGAUGACUGUGAUAUCCGUAUGCCAUUAGCGGGUGACCUCCUCUUCGACACUCUGAAGUCAGAUGGGUCCACCAUCGCGUCGUACCUACCUGGCGACAUGAACAGAUUGGCUGAAUACUGGGUUAUGCUGAUGGAAGUAAGCUGCCUGCUGGGCAACACCCUAGCCCUAAAUCGUCGGCCUGCUCGCCUCAAAGCGUCGAUAGACGAAGUGCAAGGACUUGAAAGGCGGCUACUACAGAGCAGACUGCCCGAUCAGUACGAAGUCGGUCUAACGCGCGUAGCAAGGUUCUAUUCGCACCACGUCCACUUGCAUUACCAAGCAAUGGUUAUUACCUUCUAUCGCCGCUGGGAAACGGAAGUCCCGGAUGGCCUGACUUCCCUGGCAAAGGAUGACUGGCAGCAUCGAAUGCGUCUAAGGGCCAAUGCUGCUGCCUCUAGAACUAAUGAAAUACUGGACAUGCUCGUCCAAGAGAAUCUGCUGGGGUUCGCAGGGCCUAUGACGCCUCCUCUUCUGGUUCCAACGAUGCAAGUGCACUUGCUUCAAUGCAAAUCUGGCGAUUCUAUCGCAAAACGCAUCCGGCUAAGUAAGCUUGAAAUGUGCAUGCUGGUCUUGGAAGAAUUCCAGAAAACAUACGCUGCUGCUUCAGUAUAUCGUGGGAUUUUCACAAAGGCGAUUCAACAGAUUGUUCCAGGUUACUCAGCUCCCACUAUGAGGGUGAGCCCUGCAGCAACUGCGAUACCCGCUCCUGCCAAUGAAAGUUAUGCCCCAGGUGCUAUCUUGGAAACGGAAAGCCUUGACGCUAAUAAUGGUAGAAAUGACCAGUUGGAUGAAUUGGGGCUUGCAGGUGCAUACGAACCUGAUUUAAUGAACGUUUUAAUGGAUGAAGGCUCGCUUUUUGACUUCUGGCAGACGUGGAACCAAAUCUGA